GGCAUGCCGGUGGACGGGUCGAUGAGGUCGACCGAAAAAUAGUGGCCCUUCACGGAGACAACGGCGUGUUUUUGGAAAUCGYUUGUUUCCUCGUCGCUAUUAUUGCUGCUGUUUUUGCAGUGGUCACGGGAUCGAUAGACCCGAUAAACGUCUUGGUUUGGUUUCGGAAUCCGACAGGAAUAAAACAUAUACCUGUACAUGCUCGAACAAAGCGGGGUGGUUGAUUUCUUCCCGAUAACGUCCUGUGGCAACGAUCCACUCUGGACGAGUUCGGAAUACGCAAAGGCCGAAUGCAGGACCCGUGCCGCCCGCUGCAGCUGGCUGUAGUSUUUYCCCCUGGUUUUGGGCAGCUGAAACAAAUAAUUGACGUUGAUKGGGCUCGGUUCCCGGUAUUGCAGGUAGCCGAUUCGGUUCCACCACGACUGGAGCCAGUUCUCCUGGUGGCUUGCGCGGUCCUCCAGCUGGCGCUGUAGGUGGCUUGCCUGCUCCGGGAAUCGGUCGCACGCCCGAAGAAAGUUCUCCCGCUCCUCCGCCCGGCGAUCCGUUGCUGCCAGCGGCAGGCACGUGGGCUUGAGCCGUUCGAUGGUGUCGGCCAGGUCUGGGACCGGAAACCGGGGCAGAGAAUCCUGGUGUUGGAACAGCGGUGGCGGUGCGGUCGCCAAACCUUCGCUGCUGCUGUAGAUGCUKCUGGAAGUCAUGAAAUAUCCAGAUUCGGCGUCGGCUUGAUAGUCCCCGUGGCUAUCGUAAUACCUUGCCGAGGAAGAAGACGCCGACGACACCAUYCUUCUACCCCUGUUGUAAUUGUAAAAUGUGUAUUGCUGCUCUCGAUGACACGGCCUCCCCACAUUCGCGGUCACAACCAGCUUCCUUCGAAUCCGAUCAAUGUAGCUUCUGAUUGGACUGCAACGAGUGUGGCCAACCAACGUUGCCACCAUGGUCCUUCGUGCGAUGGUUGCGAAAACAAAAAGAGCAAUUUGUGUUGAACGUCGAYAGUUUUCGUUGGGAGGGUAUCCCAAAAACCAGAAGGGGGGCUAUGAGGAUUUUUAUAUAAGAUUUGUUUCCUCUUUCSUAACAAAAUUUACUGACAUUAAAAAAUUCAAAAAUUCAUAAAUAAUCAUGAACUCUUCACUUUCCAGUUGGAAUCACGAGUAUAGUAUCGUAGCUCACGACGACCAUGGUAUCCGUCUUCGUCUCGAUCCACGACAAUUCACCUGUCCCUUGAAUCAUUGAAGAAGCAAUUUUGACCUCAAUCGAAGGACGACAAUGGCGACUGUUGGAUCGCCCUAUCUUCGUAUUCUUCGACACGGAAUCCGAACAGCCUCAGCAACAUCGGCAAGGACCGGCUUUGGAAGAGCGGGAACACAAACGACUAGAGCAUCCACACCGAUCAAAGCAAGCAUGAGCACGAGCACGAGCACGAGCACCAUCGCCCCGUGGCCGACCAAAAUGGUCGAGUCCCACGGAGAUUACCGCGACGAAGCCUGGCUGGAGGAACUCGCCCACAACAAGGACACCACCUACAAAAACCAGUCCUCACUUCCCCAGCUGCCGGUCCCGGCGAUCGAAGAUACCCUCUCGCGGUUUUUGCCGACGGCGUUGCCCCUGGCGGAAUCCGAGGAGGAGAAGCGAGCCCUCGAGAACGCCGUCCAGAAAUUCCCGGCCCAGGCACAGAAACUYCAGGAGCGGCUCCUAGAAAGAGCGGCCUCGGUCCAGAAGAACUCUUCCUGGCUGCAGCACUGGUGGAACACCCUGGGAUAUCUCCAGGUUCGCGACAGCGUGUGCAUCAACGUCAGUUAUUACUUCCAGUUUGCCGACGACCGAACGCUKGCUGGCAAAGGGAGCAAGGGMAACUCGCUCCAGGUCCAGCGGGCCGCUUCCAUUCUCUACGCCACUGGUCAGUACCGGAACAYCGUGGCUUCCGGCCGGCUGGCACCCGAAACCCUGGGGCGMAAAAAUAUUCCCUUGUGCAUGACGGCCUACAAAUACAUGUUCCACGCCUGUCGGAUUCCGCUGCCCCAACAGGACUCCUACCGCAUCUACGAUCCCCACCACUACAAGCACGCCGUCGUGGCCCGCAAGGGGCGUUUCUACAAAAUUCCGCUGAUCGAUGAGUCGACAAACGAGGUCCUUUCGGUAGAGUCGCUGGAGGGCCACCUUUCGCAGAUUCUGGAACUGGCGGACGAGGAAGACUCGAAAACAGAAGCACCCGGCCUGGGAUACCUGACGGGAGAYCACCGGGACGCGUGGGCGACCGCGCGCGCGGCCUUGCUGGAACUCCCCGGAAUGGCCGAGGCGAUGGAAGUCUUGGAGAGCGGCUGUGUCUUGGUAAACCUGGACGACGCCUCCCCUAGCAGCCGGGCCCAGUGUGGCAAACAGCUGCUGUGCGGAAACGGGGACGCCUCCAACCGCUGGUUCGACAAGUCGGUGCARCUCAUGGUCUGUCCGAACGGCAAGGCGGGAUUGCUCGGCGAACACAGCAUGAUGGAUGGCAUGCCGGUGGUAGGGCUCGCCAACCACAUCGUGAGCACGACCUACCAGCAGGCCCGAGACGAAAGCACCACUGGGAAUUCUGGUUUGGAAACCUUCGGCGGUGUUGCGGACAUUUUUGGAUCCAUCGAGAUGACCCCGAAGGUCCUGGAGAUGAUCGAGACCUCGAAAGGAAACUUUCGGGAAUGGACCACCGGCAAGCACGACCUAGAGGUACAGAGCUUUUGGGGAUACGGGUCCGGCUUUAUGAAGAAAUCCGGCUUUUCUCCCGAUGCCUACGUCCAGAUGGCCAUGCAGGUGGCUACCGCUCGGCUCUUUGGAAAGCAGGUAGGAACCUACGAGGCCUCCCAAACGCGUGUMUUCCGGCACGGGCGGACCGAAACGACCAGGACCGUCAGUCCGGCGAGCGCGGCCUUUGUCCAGAGCCUGCUGGGCCGGAACGGCGGCGGCCAACCGCUCUCGGCGACCGACAAGAUCGCGCUGCUGAACAAGGCCUGCAAAUCACACGCCCRGUACAUYGGCAACGCCGCCAAGGGGCUGGGCGUCGACCGCCACUUUUUGGGGUUGAGCAUGCUGGUACGAGACGGCGAGGCAGCGCCCGAUCUGUACUCGGAUCCGGUGUUUGUCCGGUCCAAGAAAUGGAGGGUUUCCACCUCCAAUCUGACACACCCCAAGCUGGACAACUGGGGAUACGGAGAGGUCGUUCCMGACGGGGUGGGUCUCAGCUAUUCCGUCCACAAGGACCGCGUGAUUUUYGGAAUCACGGCGCUGAAAGAACACGGCGGAUGGCCGGAACGGCUGAGUCAAUACCUCGAGGACGCCCUCGUCGAAAUGAGGCUGCUGGUAGAAGAGGCGGCGGCGAGCGAUGCGGCACCGCCCACGAGGAGCAAGAUGUAAGGCUCUCUAGAAAGAAAAAUCGUGCUUUCGGUAACGGAAGGCAUCCCGUCGAUGACAACAAUAUACCAGUAUACAAUUAUCACCAGAAUACCCAAAUGAGAAUAGGUUGCGAUGCCUUUCUUAUCGUACAAAUUGUCUUUUACUAUUAUUGUGGGUGCGGUUGUUGAUUCGCCUGUUUUUAUCCUUUGUCCCUGGUCUACCGGUAAUAGAAUYGAAAUGAUUUGCUCCGUUCUUUCGGUCGAUCGGGUUCUCUAGAGUUCUUCUCCACCGGGGCUACCCUUGGGUCCUCCGAAUUCUUCCCACGAGAUGAAACCAUCSCCAUCCUUGUCCUCGYUCUCCCACAAUCCAUCGGGGGUGCCUACUCCCUGCUUUUCCAUGAAAAAGGCCUCGACUUCUUCCUUCGUCAAUUUCUGGUCGCCGUCGGUGUCGAUUUCAUCGAACAAGUUGGGCUCCGGUGGGGGCGUGGUCGAAAUGUCCACCACCUCGACAUCAAAGGAAAGGGUAGCGCCGCCGGGAAUGUCCCUGCCGGCACCAUGCUCGCCGUAACCCAUCUCGGGYGGGAUCGUGAGGUGGGCCUUGGAGCCCUUGCAGAGACCGACGAUUCCCAUGUCCCAUCCUAUUUGUUGUCGAAGGCAUCAUAGCAUUCACGUCGUGUCCGUGCAUCCAACCAGAACAAAAUGAGUGAGUCUGUCCUGAUGCGUGACAAAGUUUCAAUCGAUUUCCGUUUCGGUUUUGGCUUGGAUUCGCCUCGGUGACGACAAAACCAAAACAAAACAAAUAUAUAUUGCUUAUUGAGAACAAUGGCAAGGUCGAUACCUACCUUGGAUGACUUGACCGAYACCAAUCUGGAAAUCAAAAGUACUGCCUCUAUCCCUGGAAGAGUCGAAUACUUUUCCCUUCUCGCCGGUGGCACUGUCUUCAUGGAUUUUYCCCGUGUAGUGCAUUUUCAGGAAGUUUCCAGCCAUGACCUUGUCCUCGUCACUGCAAUCCCUGGUUCCCUCGUAAAGGUCGACAUGCAUUCGUCCAGCUGUUUGUUGAGUUUCCUCACCUUCGCCCGCGGCGAAGGCGGAAAGCAUCAAGAGGGCUGCGGCUGUAAAUUUCAUUUUAUUGUUUGUGUUUUCAAUUUGUCUCUUACAAUGAUACAAAUUUACUUUCUCAGAAUAAAAUUGUCGGUUUGCA
Messenger RNA from Pseudo-nitzschia multistriata, 4563 nucleotides. NCBI's taxonomy places the organism in Eukaryota, Bacillariophyta, Bacillariophyceae, Bacillariales, Bacillariaceae. The record is from the annotation of a GenBank genome assembly.